AUGAAUAUAAUAGGCAGACCUGCAGUGGUGGUUCAUUUCAUCCUCAUUCGAGGGUACAAUGGAGUCGAGAUUACCAAGGAACAUGGCAUCGUGAAAACAAUUGUCCAGUUGCUCCUCAUGGUCAUCGGGUGUGUGAGUGGCAAUCAUAAGCCAUCGCCGCACAAGUUUGACUGUCCACCUAAAAAGGUGCCAGGUGGUAUGAAAGAGGUGAUGACAUGCGCUGCCAAAUUUAAGUUUAUGUUGGACCAGACGGACUCCCAAAUGAUUUAGUUAUGAAUUUAGCAAAACAUGUCUUCUUUCACGCCAUCAAAUGUAUUGAUGAGGACUACGAG
Messenger RNA from Oppiella nova, 332 nucleotides. Lineage: Eukaryota; Metazoa; Arthropoda; Arachnida; Sarcoptiformes; Oppiidae. The record is from the annotation of a GenBank genome assembly.